AUGAGUACCAGGCUGCAGCACAUCAAAGAUCAUAUUUGGGCAGCAAACCAGUGUGCAGAAAUGUCCAUAUCAACGCCCAGCCCUCUCACCACGCAUGUACUGAACACUGGCCACGGUACACCAGCUGCCAGCAUGGGCCUUAGCCUACACUUCCUGGAUCCCACCUCAAUGACAUGGAAUCUGCUAACAACAGGAACUACCAACAACGAUGGACGGUGCCCAUGCCUCAUCACCAGAGAAGCCUUCAUUCCUGGUGCUUAUAAGAUGCGCUUUGAGACUGGACAGUACUGGGAGGCAUUAGGGGAGACUUGCUUCUACCCAUAUGUUGAGAUUGUCUUCACCAUCACUGAUGCAUCUCAGAAAUUCCAUGUACCACUUCUACUGAGUCGAUUCUCUUAUAGCACCUACAGAGGAAGUUAA
Messenger RNA from Electrophorus electricus (electric eel), 420 nucleotides. RefSeq names its product urate (5-hydroxyiso-) hydrolase a (gene uraha). NCBI's taxonomy places the organism in Eukaryota, Metazoa, Chordata, Actinopteri, Gymnotiformes, Gymnotidae. The record is from RefSeq and is a predicted model, not a curated record. Gene Ontology annotation, biological process: purine nucleobase metabolic process. Gene Ontology annotation, molecular function: hydroxyisourate hydrolase activity.